AUGAACCACGUCGACCUCCAGAGGGUAUGUAUGAGCACCGCAGAUGCCUGUCUGAUUCUGGCGAACAAUCGACCUGUUGAUCCAAAUCAGGAGGAUGCCGCUAACAUCAUGAGAGUCGUAGCAGUCAAGAACUACGCCAGCCACGUCCGUGUUAUCGUCCAAAUUCUACAACAAUCAAAUAAGGUGGCUGAAUACUUUCCAGAUCCACUGCGUACUUUUACGCAGUAG
Molecule: messenger RNA, 228 nt
Organism: Dibothriocephalus latus
Lineage: Eukaryota; Metazoa; Platyhelminthes; Cestoda; Diphyllobothriidea; Diphyllobothriidae
Source: the annotation of a GenBank genome assembly